This is a messenger RNA of Naegleria gruberi, 723 nucleotides long. RefSeq lists its product as uncharacterized. The record is from RefSeq and is a predicted model, not a curated record. The coding region runs from base 1 to 702 and encodes 233 amino acids. NCBI's taxonomy places the organism in Eukaryota, Heterolobosea, Eutetramitea, Acrasida, Naegleriidae. The transcript has a single exon.
AUGAGCUCCUCCACUACCACCACCACAAAAAAGCCAGUCAUUCAAAUUAAACUCUUGAAAAAUAAUGCCCUGAUUCCCCUCUCUAAAAAAUCAUCAUCAUCAGCAUCAUCGGAAAAUGUUUUUAAUAGAAAAUUAACAGAAAAUGAUAAGAAGGAAUUGGACAUGUUUUUAAAGGUUCUCUCUCCUAUUGAGCCUCUUAAAUUUACAAUUUCUAUAAUUUCCGAUAAUUCAACAAUGGGUAUUCCUAAUAGAGUGGUUGGACAAAUUGUUCAUACUUUUGAAUCAAAGAAGGAUAAUACAUCGGUAUCGAAUGUUGAUUCUAUUAAUUUAUUACCUGCUUUGGAUGAUGUUGUUUCACACUUGGAUAAUUGUUUUGUUUCCGAAAAGGAACAAUUCUUACAAAUUCCAGUUAAGGCAUACAAUAUUGGACAAGAAUAUAGUUUACGUCUCGAGUUGGGAGGAAGAAGUACUGGUGCUGCUAAAUCAACAGUUGCUGCUCUUCCUUUCGAAGAUAUUAUUGUUACUUUGGUCAAUCAACAACAACAACAACCAAAUGAACAAACAUCAUCCAAUACUCCUUCAAAGAAUGAUAAAAAGAAAAAACCUUCCGAACAAGAAGUCAUGAUGAAAUUACUUUUGGAACAAGAGGAUGCAAACGAAAAGAAGAAACAAUCCAAGAAAGGAAGCUCCAAGAAAAAGUAAAGAGUACUAAAUUUUCAUUUC